AUGUCAAAAAUAUUUUUAACUGAUCCAGAAACAGCCAAUACGUAUCCGGGCAACGAACAAACAGUAACUAAUUUACUACGAGAAAAUGCAGCGUUAAUUCGAACCAUCAAAGAAUUACAAAAUGAAGGAAAUAAUGAUAAUUUAUUUGAUUAUAUGAAACAGUUACAUCGAAAUAUCUUAUGGCUUAGUUUACUGGCUGAUGAAACAUCCACAAAAACUCAAUAA
This is a messenger RNA of Rotaria socialis, 225 nucleotides long. The record is from the annotation of a GenBank genome assembly. NCBI's taxonomy places the organism in Eukaryota, Metazoa, Rotifera, Eurotatoria, Philodinida, Philodinidae.